AUGAACAGGAAAGACAGCAAGAGGAAAUCCCACCAGGAAUGCCCAGGGAAGACAGGGGGUCGGGGCCGGGCCCGCCAGGCCCGCCGCCACAAAACCUGCCCCAGCCCCCGGGAAAUCAGCAAGGUCAUGGCAUCCAUGGCCCUGGGCCGACUCUGCGAGGGCAGCUGCAGCGAGGAGGAGCUGCUGGAGCAGUGCAUCCGGUCCUUCGACUCUGCUGGAAGCCUGUGCCGCGGUGACCACCUCCUCAACAUGGUGCUGGCCAUGCACAGCUGGGUUCUACCUUCUGCCCGCCUCGCCACCCGCCUGCUGACCUUAUAUCCUCCAGGGCCCAAAAAGAGGGCAUACCAGGAGGCGUCAGGGAGCACACGGGAGCUGAGGCGGCUGCAGAUUUGCCACCUGGUCAGGUACUGGCUGACUCGGCACCCUGAAAUGCACCAGGAGCCCCAGUUGGAAGAGGCGAUAAGUCGUUUCUGGGCCACCGUGGUUCAGGAAGGCAAUUCAGCCCAGAGGAGCCUGGGGGACCCCUCCAACCUACUGAGUCCAGGUGGCCCAGGGCCCCCAGUGCCCAUGAGCAGCCCAGGCCUGGGCAAAAAGCGCAAAGUGUCCUUGCUUUUCGACCACCUGGAAACGGGGGAGCUGGCCCAGCACCUCACUUACCUGGAGUUCCGCUCCUUCCAGGCAAUCACGCCCCAGGACCUGCGGGACUACGUUCUGCAGGGCUCGGUGCCGGGCGGCUCGGCCCUGGAGGGCUCCGUGGGGCUCAGCAACAGCGUGUCCCGCUGGGUGCAGGUCAUGGUGCUGAGUCGGCCGGGGCCGGCACAGCGCGCGCAGGUGCUGGACAAGUUCAUCCAAGUGGCGCAGAAGCUGCACCAGCUGCGUAAUUUCAACACGCUGAUGGCCGUGACUGGGGGCCUAUGUCACAGCGCCAUCUCCAGACUCAAGGACUCCCAUGCACACCUGAGCCCUGACAGCACCAAGGCCCUGCUGGAGCUGACAGAACUUCUCGCCUCCCAUAACAACUAUGCCCGCUACCGCCGCACCUGGGCCAGUUGCACAGGCUUCCGGCUACCCGUUCUUGGGGUACACCUCAAAGACCUGGUGUCCCUGCAUGAGGCCCAACCCUACCGGCAGUCAGAUGGCCGCCUGCACCUCUCCAAGCUCAACAGCCUCUACCUCCGGCUGCAGGAGCUGGAGGCCCUCCAGAGGCAGCGGCCCCCGGGCAGUGCCAACCAGGACCUGCUGCAUCUGCUCAUGCUCUCCCUGGAUCUCUUCUACACCGAGGAUGAGAUCUACGAACUUUCUUACUCCCGAGAGCCCCGCUGUCCUAAGAACCUGCCACCCUCCCCCUUCAAAGAGCCCCUGGUGGUGGAGUGGGCCCCCGGCGUGACCCCCAAGCCCGACAGGAUCACACUGUGCCGCCACGUGGAGCAGUUGGUAGAGUCUGUGUUCAAGAACUACGACCCUGAAGGCCGAGGGACCAUCUCUCAGGAUGACUUUGAGCGACUCUCCGGCAACUUCCCUUUUGCCUGCCAUGGGCUUCACCCACCCACUCGCCAGAGGACCGGCUCUUUCAGUCGCACUGAACUGACCGAGUACCUGCUGAGGGCCAGCGCCAUCUGCUCCAAACUGGGCCUGGCCUCCCUGCACUCCUUCCACGAGGUCACCUUCCGCAAACCCACCUUCUGUGACAGCUGCAACGGCUUCCUCUGGGGAGUCACCAAGCAAGGCUACCGCUGUCGGGACUGUGGACUGUGCUGUCACAAGCAGUGCCGGGACCAGGUGAAAGCUGAGUGUAAGAGGCCAGUGGCCAAGGGAGAUGGGGGGACCCUGGCCGUGCCUAGCACCCCAACAGUUCCUCCUAUCAGCAGCCCCGGUAAAACCUCAGAUCUUUCCUACAUGCUGUCCAUGGAUCCAGAAACGGGAAACCACAUCUGCCAUGUUUGGACCCAGACAGAACCCCCACCUCCUGCCUGGGAACCAGAGCCGGACCCCCUCCCAGUGCCAGUCAUGGCACCCAUCCAGCCCUCCAAGCCCAGCUCCUAG
Messenger RNA from Suncus etruscus (white-toothed pygmy shrew), 2043 nucleotides. RefSeq names its product RAS guanyl releasing protein 4 (gene RASGRP4). Bases 1 to 2043 code for a protein of 680 amino acids. Gene Ontology annotation, molecular function: guanyl-nucleotide exchange factor activity. NCBI's taxonomy places the organism in Eukaryota, Metazoa, Chordata, Mammalia, Eulipotyphla, Soricidae. The transcript is spliced from 17 exons. Gene Ontology annotation, cellular component: plasma membrane. Gene Ontology annotation, biological process: Ras protein signal transduction; positive regulation of GTPase activity. The record is from RefSeq and is a predicted model, not a curated record.